Molecule: messenger RNA, 1873 nt
Organism: Morus notabilis
Lineage: Eukaryota; Viridiplantae; Streptophyta; Magnoliopsida; Rosales; Moraceae
Product: leucine-rich repeat extensin-like protein 4
Exons: 1
Coding region: 69-1445 (458 amino acids)
Molecular function (GO): protein binding
Source: RefSeq, a predicted model, not a curated record
UCACCACUUCAAAAAAAAAAAAAAAAAAAAAACCAAAAACCAAAAACCCCACCAUUUUUCCAUCAUUAAUGCUGGCAACCUCACUUGGAACAACCCAAACCCAAAACUUUACAUGUAAAACCAUCAAAACAACCGUUCUUUUCCAGAAAGAAAUGGAGAAGAACAAGAUCAAGACAAUAAUACUCAACACCUGGCUUGUACUUCUCCCUCUCCUUCUCCUCCUCACUCACACAGUAGCUUUCAAUGUUGGCGUCGGUGUCGGCGUUGGGGUCAACGUCGGCAGCAGUGGCGGCGGCGGAGGAGGAGGCGUUUGGAUCGGCGGCGGUGGCGGAGGAGGAGGAGGAGCCACCAAUGGGAAAGCACCAUCUGGUUCUUCAGAGCUAGAAAACGCUUACACUGCUUUACAGGCAUGGAAAUCCGCCAUAACUGAAGACCCAUCGGGGAUUCUCAAAACAUGGGUCGGCUCCGACGUCUGCUCCUACAGAGGGGUGUUCUGCGCGGAUCCCGAGGCCCAAAUGGGGGCCCCACCGAACCCCGUCGUCGCCGGAAUUGAUCUCAACCAUGCAAACCUCAAAGGCACUCUCGUCCCCCAACUCUCUCUCCUCUCCGACAUCUCUCUCCUCCACCUCAACUCCAACAACUUCUCCGGCACACUCCCCGAUACCUUCAAAUACCUCUCGUCGCUUCUCGAGCUCGAUCUCAGCAACAACCAGUUCUCAGGUCCAUUUCCAAAUGUCGUUCUCGAAAUCCCGAAUCUCAUUUACUUAGACUUGAGAUUCAACGGUUUUUCCGGUCCGAUUCCCGACGAACUCUUCAUCAGAAAACUCGACGCGAUCUUUCUGAACAACAAUCAGUUUCAAGGGGAGCUUCCGCAGAGUCUGGGGAACUCGCAGGCUUCGGUUAUCAACUUGGCGAACAACAAGUUCAGCGGAGAUAUUCCCAUUAGUUUCGGGUUCAUGGGAGGGUCUAAACUUAAGGAGAUUUUGUUUCUCAACAAUCAGUUGACUGGUUGUAUCCCACAAGGUGUUGGCAUUUUUACUGAUAUUCAAGUUCUGGAUUUGAGCUCGAAUUCUCUGUUGGGUCAUAUUCCGGACACAAUAUCUUGUCUCCAAGAGAUUGAGGUUCUAAACUUGGCUCACAACAAGCUUUCCGGGGUUUUGCCGGACCUUGUUUGUGAUCUCAGGAGCUUGGUGAAUUUGAGUGUUGCGUAUAAUUUCUUUUCUGGGUUUAGCCAGGAAUGUGGCAAGCUGUUUUACCGGAAUGUGGGGUUUGAUUUCUCUCUGAAUUGCAUUCCCGGGAAGGAUAUGCAGAGGCCGCAACCGGAAUGCUCGAUUAUUCCCGGUGGUAGCUUGAAUUGUCUGAGGAUUCCGGCCGCCAAGCCUCUUGUUUGUGGGGCAGUGUCAAUAGGUCUGGACAAGGUUUCUUCAAGCUCGCCAUCACCAUGAGAAAGAUUUUUUUCUUUUUCUUUUUGUUUUUUAAGAAAAGAAAAAAAAAAUAGGUGGGUGAAUCAUGAAUGGUUGUGGUAUUGAUUAUAAGCAAUUAUGAUUUAGGGCUACUUCCCAAUUAAUUUCUUUAUGGAAUAUGAAGGGAUCAUCAAGAGUACCUAAAAGCUCAUUUGUCCUUUGUAUGGAACUGAUAUGAUUUUAUCUCCGGAGGCGGAGACCUAAGCAAGGUUUUUUUUUUUUUUUUUUAUUUGGUUGUUGCUCGUAUUCAGGUGAAAUACUUAAAUCACAUUAUUGACUACUAAAUGUUGCAACUUUUUGUAUGAGAAUGUGAUAAUGUGAUGUGACUCUCAGUGUCACAUGUCGACCGAUCCAGGGUUGUAUAAUAUGUUUUAUAUGGAUCUUUCUCUUGCGACAACAGAAUUAUUAUG